AUGUCCUUCACAGGCCCCGUUCAUAUCGCUGUAAUCGGUGGCACUGGGCUGGAGCACCUGCCUGACUUCCGCAAAGCCGCCAUUCUAACCGUUGACACGCCAUGGGGCCCGCCGUCUUCGCCCAUCACCAUCCUCGAACACCCUUCUCCGACCACCGGCCAUCCCAUCCCCAUCGCUUUCCUCGCCCGCCAUGGACCACACCACGCCCUUGCGCCUCAUGAAGUCCCCUCCCGCGCGAACAUCGCCGCCUUGCGCCACAUCGGCGUCAGAUGUAUCAUCGCUUUUUCCGCGGCGGGAAGUUUGGCGGAAGAGGUUAAGCCGAGAGAUUUUGUCGUUCCGGACCAGGUUAUUGAUCGGACCAAAGGGGUCAGGCCGUGGACUUUCUUCGAAGAAGGCGUGGUUUGUCAUGUCCCCUUCGCGGAUCCAUUUGAUGCGAAGGUAGGGGACGUGGUGAGGCAGUGCGGCCAUAGCCUGGAGGGAGACGGCGUGGUGUUGCAUGAUUCAGGCACGUUGAUUGUUAUGGAGGGACCGCAAUUUAGCACUCGCGCCGAGUCAAACCUGUACCGCACCUGGGGCGGUACUGUUAUCAAUAUGUCGACCUUACCAGAAGCCAAACUCGCUGCCGAGGCCGAGAUCGCCUAUCAGGUUAUCUUGAUGAGUACGGACUAUGAUUGCUGGCACGACGUCCACGGCGACGUCUCCGUCGAGAUGGUCAUGGGACACAUGCGUGCUAACGCCGUCAACGCCCGCCGUUUCAUUGCUGCCGUGUUAGACGAGCUCUCCAAAGAAGAACACGACGACCUUGUCCGAGCCACGCACCUUGCCGGGGCAAGGAAAUUUGGAGUCAGUACCUACCCCGAAGGACGAGGGGAAAAGGCAUUGGAGAAGUUAAGGUGGCUGUUUGAGGGAGUACUGAAGUGGACGGUUGGUCACGGCUCUUCCCCAGCAAUUCUCUCAGCAACGGUAGAAUGGUGUCGUCGGAGUUCCCAGAACCGUACGUGGUCGAGCCCCCGACCGGGCCACUCGCACACGCACACCGUCAUCUUUCUCCACGGGCGCGACAGCAGUGCGCACGAGUUCGCCAACGAGCUGUUUGAUAGCGAGGCGAGCCCAGAGCUCGCGGAUAGUGACCGCACACUACCCGCCCUCCUCCCGACCGUGCGCUGGGUCUUCCCUCAGGCACCGAUGCUGUGGUCCGCGCGCCUCCGUUCGGAAAUGCCACAGUGGUUUGACAUGUGGACGACCGAGGAUCCCCGCGAGGCUGAACAUGCGGCCCUCCAACGCCCUGGUCUCCGGCGCGUCGUCUCGCAGAUCUUGCACACGCUGGACUCCGAGGAGCGGCUGGUCCCUACGACCCGCAUCUUCGUGUGCGGCAUCAGCCAGGGAUGUGCGGCUGCGAUUGCGGCGCUGAUAAGCCGCGACGGCAACGCGUGGCGUCGCAUGGCCGGGCUUGCCGGGCUCGCGGGCCUGUCGAGUUGGAUGCCGCGACAAGUCGAAGUGGAUGAGAAGGAGCAGGGCGCCCAUUACCACCGCCCGGCCGAUUGUGAAGCGUGGCGGACCCUACCGGUAAUGCUACAGCACUGCGCCGAUGACGAAGUCAUUACCGUCUCCCAUGGGCGGCAUCUCCGCGACGAGCUGACCAAUACGUGGAGCCACCAGGGGGUCGAGUGGAGCGAGUACGAGGACGGGAGGCACUGGCUGAACGAGCCGCGCGGGGUGGACGACCUGGUUGGGUUCCUGCGGCGGUGUAUGGCGAAGGAGAGGUUGCCGCAGCACCAACAGCCGGAGAACGGCCGAACAUGGACACGGAUUAUAGAUGAUCAACAGCCGCAGAACGACGGGACAACUGAACGGAUCGAGAUGAUCAACAUGAACGAUACUGGUGCCGUUGUGCUCCAAACGAGAACAAGACAACGACGUUCGAAAAAGAUCAUUCAAGACAACGAACAAUUGGCAAUUAAGAUGGCUCGAAUCACACCGUAG
Cladophialophora bantiana CBS 173.52 is the source of this 1983-nucleotide messenger RNA. Its product is annotated as S-methyl-5'-thioadenosine phosphorylase. Gene Ontology annotation, biological process: nucleoside metabolic process. Gene Ontology annotation, cellular component: cytosol. Bases 1 to 1983 code for a protein of 660 amino acids. The record is from RefSeq and is a predicted model, not a curated record. The transcript has 5 exons. Gene Ontology annotation, molecular function: S-methyl-5-thioadenosine phosphorylase activity; hydrolase activity. NCBI's taxonomy places the organism in Eukaryota, Fungi, Ascomycota, Eurotiomycetes, Chaetothyriales, Herpotrichiellaceae.